Messenger RNA from Zingiber officinale, 2032 nucleotides. Its product is annotated as hydroxymethylglutaryl-CoA lyase, mitochondrial-like. The record is from RefSeq and is a predicted model, not a curated record. The transcript has 9 exons. Bases 551 to 1909 code for a protein of 452 amino acids. Gene Ontology annotation, biological process: ketone body biosynthetic process; L-leucine catabolic process. Lineage: Eukaryota; Viridiplantae; Streptophyta; Magnoliopsida; Zingiberales; Zingiberaceae. Gene Ontology annotation, molecular function: hydroxymethylglutaryl-CoA lyase activity.
GCGUAAAGUUUUGGGUUAUCUGUUAAAAUCCUCUCUCUCUCCCACCGUGCCGACGUCACCAUCGUCGCCUCUCUCUCUCUCUCUCGCGCGCGCGACGCCGCCCGAUUGCGCCCCCGGUUAACGUCUUCGUCCCCCGACUCCAUCAGUGUCCGUCCUCGCGUCCAGCCGUCGCCCAGUCUUCGCUUGCAUCACCCGCAGCCGAGCCCCUUGCCGUGGCAAUCGCAGCCGAUUAAUAGUGAUCGACGAGUUCGUGUAGUCGUGGAUCGUCCGUGACAGUGAGAAGGGUUUUUUUGAUCGACGGAUCGUUGGGACCAGUCACCUUCUCCUCACCUCUCUAGGCUGGUGACAUUUUAUUUUGGGCAUUGGAUCAAGGGAUGCAGCGAGGGUAGUGUUUCUCUUCUUUUGGGCGGCAAUUUGGGAAAGGAUUUUGGGACUUUUGACACCAAGGAAAGGAUUUUCCUACUCGUAAUUUUCCAGUAAUCAGGCACUUGAAGAAUUGUGUUAGUUUCGUCUCGAGUGCUUCAAACUCCCAUGCGAUCCUUUUGAUAUAAUGCUGUCUUCGAACAUUUUCUCUAAGCGCGGAAGGUGGACUACUUUCUUCUCCAUAGCCUUUUCUCCAAUUUCUAAUUUGACAUCCAGUUCAAAGAUGCCAACCUUACAAGACCCUCUGAGUCUUGACAACAUUCCAAGAUCGAGUGACUUAGGUAGGCUUCAAAGGAACACUUCAAAGGUUACUAAAAUGGAUUUGGGUACUUGCCUAACUGGGACUAGAGGGUGCAGUCGGUCUAACACCAGCAAUGAAGAAUAUAGUUGGAGAAGACAACAAAAGGAUAUUUUACAUGGAGAUCUCCUUAGUGGGAAAAUAUUACACACUAAUAGGAAUCCAAUGAUUUUGAACAUUUUGUGUGAUUCAUGGCGUCUGCAAAAUUAUCAGAAUAUAUCCUAUUCCAGCGAAUUGGAACUAAAAGGAAAGACAGACAAGAUCCUCAAAGGUAUGCCAAGAUUUGUCAAGAUAGUAGAAGUUGGUCCCCGAGAUGGAUUGCAAAAUGAAAAACUCAUUAUACCCACACCUGUAAAAGUUGAAUUGAUACAAAAGUUGGUUUCCUCGGGACUAUCUGUUAUUGAGGCUACAAGUUUUGUCUCUCCAAAAUGGGUACCACAGCUAGCAGAUGCAAGGGAUGUCAUGCAAUCAAUUCCACUCAUACCUGGUGUCAAAUUUCCAGUCUUGACUCCAAAUCUCAAAGGUUUUGAAGCAGCUAUUGCAUCUGGUGCAAAGGAAGUUGCUGUUUUUGCAUCAGCUUCUGAGUCCUUUUCUGUGUCCAACAUCAAUUGCAGCAUUGAAGAAAGUCUUGAACGUUACCAUAAAGUUGUUUCUGCUGCAAAAGACAUGGCAAUACCUGUUCGUGGGUAUGUGUCUUGUGUUGUGGGUUGUCCUGUAGAGGGACCGGUGCCUCCAAAAAAGGUGGCGCAUGUGGCUAAACGGCUUUAUGAUAUUGGUUGUUAUGAAAUUUCACUUGGUGAUACAAUUGGAGUUGGUACUCCAGGCACCGUAAGUCCAAUGCUUGAUGCUGUAAUGUCUGUCAUCCCGGUAGACAAGCUUGCUGUCCAUUUCCAUGACACCUACGGCCAAUCACUCGCAAAUAUAUUCGCCGCGCUCCAAAUGGGGAUCAGUGUAAUUGACUCUUCUGUCGCUGGACUAGGCGGCUGCCCAUAUGCAAAGGGUGCCUCCGGCAAUGUCGCCACUGAAGAUGUUGUGUACAUGCUUAAUGGUCUCGGCGUAACAACAAACGUGGAUUUAGGGAAGCUUAUGGCGGCCGGUGACUUCAUUUCCAAGCACUUGGGACGUCAGUCUGGAUCGAAAGUUGCCAUUGCUUUGAGCAGAGUUACCGCAGGGGCCUCCAAGAUGUAAUGCAAAGUAUAAACAAAGAAAUCCGACUUGUUCUUUCUGUAUUGAAAUAAUUAAUCAUGCCUAAAUGUCCAUCAGUGACUUUAAGCGCAUAAUUAAACUUUAAUAAAGUGAAAUAUUACAAUU